Molecule: messenger RNA, 588 nt
Organism: Schistocerca gregaria
Lineage: Eukaryota; Metazoa; Arthropoda; Insecta; Orthoptera; Acrididae
Product: circumsporozoite protein-like
Exons: 1
Coding region: 1-588 (195 amino acids)
Source: RefSeq, a predicted model, not a curated record
AUGAUCAGGUGGAAGCAUGGGCGGGUGGGUGGAAGCAUGGGCAGGUGGAAGCAUGGGCGGGUGGAAGCAUGGGCGGGUGGAAGCAUGGGCGGGUGGAAGCAUGGGCGGGUGGAAGCAUGGGCGGGUGGAAGCAUGUUCGGGUGGAAGCAUGGGCGGGUGGAAGCAUGGGCGGGUGGAAGCAUGGGCGGGUGGAAGCAGGGGCGGGUGGAAGCAUUUGCGGGUGGAAGCAUGGGCGGGUGGAAGCAUGGGCGGGUGGAAGCAUGGGCGGGUGGAAGCAUGGGCGGGUGGAAGCAUAGGCGGGUGGAAGCAUGGGCGGGUGGAAGCAUGGGCGGGUGGAAGCAUAGGCGGGUGGAAGCAUGGGCGGGUGGAAGCAUGGGCGGGUGGAAGCAUGGGCGGGUGUGUGGAAGCAUGGGCGGGUGGGUGGAAGCAUGGGCAGGUGGAAGCAUGGGCGGGUGGAAGCAUGGGCGGGUGGAAGCAUGGGCGGGUGGAAGCAUGGGCGGGUGGAAGCAUGGGCGGGUGGAAGCAUGGGCGGGUGGAAGCAUGGGCGGGUGGGUGGAACCAUGGGCGGGUGGAAUCAUGGGCGGGUGA